UCCACUUCCACUUCCACUUGCCUACACUUUCCCUACACUUUCCCUACACUUACCCUACACUUGCUUCCACCUAAAGUAAACUCGCCCUCCCACACCCGCGCACCCGCACACCACACCCACCCACACACCCUCUUCUACCCUCUUCUCGCCUCUCAUCUCACCUACAACUCACCCAACAUCCUCACUUCCUCCUCCUCUUCUCUACCUCUUCUACUGACCACCACCACCACCCGUCGCCCAUCUCCGUCCUCAACUGGUUGCGAAUAACUUCCUAUCUCCCAUCGAUCUCUUACACUCCACACUCCCGCCUGACGACUCUCCCGUCUUCCUGGCUGCCUCUGGCCGGGUUUGCACAACAAAACAGCCCACUUCCGAUCUCGUUGAUCGUAACUAACACUCACUCAAUCACCUUCAUCUAUCACAAGCAGCACUUCCAUCCCCCUCACAAUGUCCGACAUCGACAAGGCAUUCACCUUCCUUCACGAUAACAUUCCAUCAUGGUUCACGGACAUGGCUGGCAUCGAGGAGAACCUCGUCCGUCUCCAGGCGGAAAUGGCAAAGAUCCCCUCCAGGACCGCACCCACCAAGAAGAGGACAGGCUCGAUCGAAUCUAUAAGAGACAUACAUGACAUAAUUCCUGGACAAGGCCCGUCUUCCGACGCUCAGCAAUGCCUCUCCGCGGCGCGCAAACGGAAGGCCCCAUCCGUCAUCUCCGGAAAUGCCUCUGGCCCAGCCAAGUCCCGAUCCAAGGCUAUGAUCAUCGUCUUGUACGAUGGCGAGAUUCAGAAAUCGUUUGAAAAGCUGGUAAGGGCCAUCGGCACCGGGCGAAACAUGUUGCGAAAGGCGAAGAUGGCAGCCAAGAUGGAGGAAUUGGCCGCGCUUGCUGGCCCGGAGGACAGCUCAGAUGACGAUGACGCCGAAGACCCAGUCAUGGCAAAGAUUGGAUAUAGACCCCGAGUUGGGUUGACGUCGAUGAGAUCGAGGGGAAUGAUGAGAGGAACAUUCGGCAAUAACAACCCGGGCGCUAUCACCUCAUCGGAAUUAUUCGACACGACCGAUAAAUCAUUGGAACAAGCACAGAGCCUAUGUGAGAGGGCGGCACAUCAGUCACUUCGUGAGGGCGAUUGCCGAAAGGAACUUGCCGGCGUCCACCGACACUUCGAAAGUGUAUUGAUCACGGCCACGAAGGAGCACAGCAAGCGUGCCGCGCAGCGAAAGGAGGAAUCGCAGGAAGAGUCCAAGACUGAUGCAACCCCAACACUCGAUGUGGCAGCUGCUAAACCCCUACACCCAACCGUGCGGCCCUCGCCCGCCGCGAUCAUCUCGUCGAAGGGUAUCGACAUAGAAGUCGACGAUGAUGAAGACGAGGAGGAGUUUGUCAUGCCGCCUGUUCGACUAACUUCGCGCGCACGAUAGUCCUGUACUUUCCCUUGGGGUUUUCUGUUGCGUUCGAGCGAUGUCGUUUAUUUUCUUUUCUUAUUGGCCCAAGGGCCGGCGUUCACUGGAUUCGAGGGAGGACACAUUGGAUGACCUUACGCAGAACACGAGCACAUCAGCAUAGCUUCCGUCGGCGCGGUGUCUGGCAUUGUCUAUAUUAUACAAAAACAUCUUGCAUGCCGAUUAUUUCGAUUUCUUUUACUACGACUGGAACUCGCCAUCUCACUGCCUUGGAGACACGUCGUUUAUUUCGGAACGCACUUUAUUGUUGGACCAUGU
Messenger RNA from Aaosphaeria arxii CBS 175.79, 1716 nucleotides. RefSeq lists its product as uncharacterized. The record is from RefSeq and is a predicted model, not a curated record. Bases 448 to 1416 code for a protein of 322 amino acids. The transcript has a single exon. Lineage: Eukaryota; Fungi; Ascomycota; Dothideomycetes; Pleosporales.